Molecule: messenger RNA, 1380 nt
Organism: Saccostrea echinata
Lineage: Eukaryota; Metazoa; Mollusca; Bivalvia; Ostreida; Ostreidae
Product: neurogenic locus Notch protein-like
Exons: 8
Coding region: 160-1380 (406 amino acids)
Molecular function (GO): calcium ion binding
Source: RefSeq, a predicted model, not a curated record
UUACAUUUUGAAGACUCGUAUAAGCAAAUUCCUAGUGAAUGUGAUGAUUUUGACGAUUGUCAGUCGUAUCCUUGUAUUCAUGGUAAAUGCAAAGAUUUGUUGAAUAAUUUUGAAUGUAUUUGUACCCGUGGAUUCACUGGAAGCAAAUGUGAAAUUAAUAUGGAUGACUGUCAAAUGAGUGUCUGUGAAAAUAACUCAACUUGCAUUGACGGAAUCGGUAACUACACCUGUGGCUGUCCAAAAGGCUAUAGGGGCACAUUCUGCGAAGUUCAAGUUGUCGAUGGUUCAUGGAGAAGCUGGGGUGAAUGGUCGUCCUGUUCAGUGACUUGUGGAAACGGGACACAACAUAGAUCGAGAGUCUGCAAUGACCCAGCUCCAAAUAACGGGGGACUAGAUUGCCUUGGUAGCAACACAGAGAGACAGACUUGCAAUAACACAACAUGUCCAGUUUGCAGCCAGUUGAUGGUAUCAGAACAUGCUCUGUUAGACUGUGUCAACGAUACAAAGAACUUGAAUUGUACAAUUGAGUGUGAAAAUGGCUACGAUUUUGAUCACGAAACAAAACCUUUUUACCUAUGUGGUGAGGAUACUUUCUACAUGUGGGAUUUUCAAACCGAAGAUAAUCCUGAUGGAAAGACUCCUGUCUGUUCUGAAAUCCUUGAGAGUUCCCAGCUCAGUGUUUCAUAUUCCGCUUUCUAUAAAAAUCUUGUGUGUGACGAAACCUUCAAGAAAGCACAGGAAAAAGUAAAAUAUGCAAUAGAUAAUGGUCUGAAACAGCUAGAAUGUUUUCAAAAUAGCAUAUGUUCUAAGGAAAAUGUAAAUAUCACUCCAUGUAAACAUCGAAACAAGAGGUCGACAGGUGUGGAAAAUGUAGGGUUCAUGGUAAAAAUGAACUGUGAUCCUACAAAAUAUGACUCGGACACGUGUUAUGCUAACCUUGUUAAUUCUGUGAACAACUUACAUGCCUUGGCCAUUAAUCAUUCCAUGGAUAUUGAGGUCUAUGGCGAGCAAUUUGAAAUAGACGUUGAAAAGGCUAACGCACAAAGCGAAGUCAAUUGCCCCGAGGGAACUGCAGUCGUCAAAUACUAUUGUGUUAAAUGUUCUCCAGGGAGAUUCUAUAAAGACGGCACGUGUGAGAAGUGUGACUAUGGUAGUUACCAGGAGAAAGAAGGACAACUGUCGUGUACACAAUGUCCACUAGGGCUGACAACUCCUGGAAGAGGAUCACGGCACCAACAAGAAUGUUCUGUGAAGAAAGUCACUAAAGUCGAAAAAGAAUCAUCACACUAUCUAUUCAUGAUAGUUGGAGGGGGUAUUGCUGGCUUUCUGUCCUUGCUCUUUAUUGCAACAAUAAUCAUAAUUAAUUGUAAAAGAAGGUAA